ACAAUGAGACAGGCCUGCUCCAUACCUGCUAGAUCCUCUACUUUGAAAUGGCUUUCGGAUGUCAAGCAUCUUAGUUUGCCUACUUCUUUGGCCGAGUCCAUUUAACAUCCAAGACGCCUUAACAUAUGGAGGCACUCACAUCGCCUUAUUGUCUUUUUGGCUCUAUAUAAUUUUCACAUCAUUCUAUUUUUCACUUUAAAGUAUAGUUUGAGGUAAAAAGUUUCAAACUCUAUUCUAUUUUUCACACUAUAACUAGAGUAAAAAUUUGGUGAACAAUAAAAAACUAAGUAAAAUUUUGUGUUAAGAAAACUCGAGUAAAAAAAUUGGUUAAAUCUAUUUAUAAAUUAACUCAUUUAUUGUUUGUUCGUUAUUUUAUUUUUAUAAUCUAAAAUAAAGUAAUAAUGGAAUAAAAUCUAAUUCUAAUAUAAAAUUAAUCUAUUUUGAAGAAAAAGUAGAAGGAUCCAUUGGAGAUAAUUUUAUGUUACUCGUUUAAAACUGAAUGUUUUAUGGAUUAUUAAAAUAUCUUAAAAGUAAGAAUUCGUAUUAAAAAUCAACAACAUAAGAAUUCGUAUAAUCAGCAACAUUCGUACGUCUCUUAAAUUCAUAGGGUUGAUGUGUUAGUGGUGCCUAGAUCUUGUGUUUGUUUGUUCAAAGUCAACAAUUAUUUAUUCCCAAAAUGUGCCAGUCAAUCCAUUACUGAAUUGAAUAAUGACUUAGAAUUUAUGAAUUAUUUUUAUAGAAGAAAAUCCGUAUAUUAUCUUUCUAUUCAAAACGAUGAGAAUAAAAUAAAGUCUAACCAACAAAAUUUAAAGGAAAUAAAAUCUCGGUGUGGAUAACAAAAUUCAACAUUAAGAUUAUGAAAAAUGAUACAUUUGAUUUUUUUAAAAGAACGAAUAGACUAUACAUUUUUUUAACUUUAUCUGAUGCGUUCCAAAAGAGGUAAGAGUAUCUCCAAAAUAUCAUGACCAUUGACGUUUGUUUGUGUAUAUAACAUUAAUGUCAUUUACUCUUCUUUGAUUCUGCUUGUAACUCUUUGCUCUCAUCCUCCAUUUCUCCUCUCAAAAUGAAAAGCUUUGACGCGGUGCAUAAUCCCUCUGCGGUGGAAUCCGCUGACGCCAACGUCGACGAUGAUGGUCGGGAGAAGAGAACGGGGACGUUGAUGACGGCGAGUGCGCACAUAAUCACGGCUGUGAUAGGUUCCGGAGUGUUGUCGUUGGCUUGGGCUAUAGCACAACUUGGUUGGGUGGCAGGAACAUUGAUUCUUGUAACUUUUGCCGUCGUCAAUUACUACACAUCCACUAUGCUCGCCGAUUGUUAUAGAUCGGACGCAGGAGCUCGCAACUAUACGUACAUGGACGUCGUUCGAUCUUACCUUGGUGGUAGGAAAGUGCAGUUAUGUGGACUGGCACAAUACGGGUGUCUCGUAGGGGUCACUAUUGGUUACACCAUCACUGCAUCUAUAAGUUUAGUAGCGAUUUGGAAAGCAACUUGUUUUCAUAAAAAAGGACAUGGUGCGAAAUGCUCCAUCCCAAAUUAUCCAUUCAUGGUGGCCUUCGGGGUCGUGGAAAUUUUUCUUAGUCAGCUUCCUAAUUUUCACAAGCUCUCUUUUCUCUCCAUUAUCGCCGCCAUUAUGUCAUUCUCUUAUGCGUCUAUCGGAAUUGGUUUAGCCAUUUCCGUUGUGGCAAGUGGAAAGGUUGGUAAGACGAGUGUGACGGGCACGGUGGUUGGAGUGGACGUGACCGCAUCUGACAAAAUAUGGAAGGCGUUUCAAGCAACUGGAGACAUUGCAUUUUCAUACUCUUUUUCCACUAUUCUCGUUGAGAUUCAGGAUACAUUGAGAUCAAGCCCACCAGAAAACAAAGUCAUGAAAAAAGCAACACUUGCCGGAGUCUCAACUACAACUGUUUUCUACAUCUUAUGUGGCUGCAUGGGAUAUGCUGCAUUUGGAAACCGAGCCCCCGGAGACUUCCUUACUGACUUUGGUUUUUAUGAACCUUACUGGCUCAUCAAUUUUGCCAAUGCUUGCAUCGUCCUCCACCUAAUUGCAGCCUAUCAGGUGUUUGCACAACCAAUUUUCCAACUUGUUGAGAACAAAUGCAACAAAGCAUGGCCAGAAAACAAUUUCAUCAACAAAGAACAUUCGAUAAACAUACCAUUCCUCGGAAAAUGGCGCAUCAACUUCUUCAGACUGGUGUGGAGGACAGCAUAUGUGAUUUUGACAACAUUUGUUGCAGUGAUAUUCCCCUUCUUCAACUCGAUCUUGGGCCUUAUCGGAGCAACAGCAUUCUGGCCGCUAACAGUUUACUUCCCAGUGGAGAUGCACAUCUCGCAGAGAAAGGUUAAGAAGUAUUCUAUGAAAUGGAAUGCGUUGAAACUCCUUAUAUCGGUUUGUUUGAUUGUUUCGCUCCUAGCUGCAAUAGGAUCCAUUGUCGGCUUGAUAAAUAGUGUCAAGGCAUACAAGCCUUUCCAUAGUUAAGAUUAGUUAUUUGUAUCCUAAGCUAUCUGAAUUUUGUGGGAACUAUUUCUUUCAAUAAAAACAGUUUGUAGUGUUGGUGCAUGUCUGUCUGUCUUAAAGAGUUAACGGCGUUGGCCCAAACGCUCGCUUGUCCGGUGCGGUUUCGUCCGCUUAUUUAGAAUAUUACUAGUAUACUAUUAUGUGAUCAGAAAGGCUUACUUUUGAAGAAUGUAGAAACAGAUUUUCUUUGAAGUGUUCAAGGAAACAUUCAUAUUAUCAGUAUGUAAUUAAUGUUUUUUACAAAAAUCUCAAUCAUAUAUGGGAAUUGAACUAAUAUUUUGUAUUGUUCCCUUAAAUAAAAGGUAAGAAGACUAAGAGAAGAAUAAAAAAAAUUAUAAAUGGGAAGGAAAGCUUUUGUGAAUAAAUAUAUGUUGGUCAAUUCAACAGUACGAAAGCCAAAAGGAAAAGGAGAAGGAGAAGGAGAAGGAGAGUGUUCAAGGGAGAAACUAGAUCACUCCUUUAUCUCUAUGGUGUAAUUUGUAUGAGGUCUAAUAUUUGUAUUUCACUUGUUGGUUAAUGAAAAGUUCAUGUUGAGCAAAAAAACAAUGGGAGAAGGAGAGUGAAACCAAAGGAUCAAAGUUCAUGUCUUUUUAUACUCGAACAAAUUAUAAGUGUUAAAUACGACUUAAACUAAAAAUUAAUUUGAAUUGUAGACCUGAAUUAUCAACCAUUAUGUUCGGCAAACUGACGUCAUUUUAUAAUGGAUAAAAUCUUGAAAAAGUUGCAAUAGCUGCAGAUCGAACCAUGGUCCCGACGAUAACAAUCAAAUUUACAUACUACUGUGCUACGACAAAAUAUAUUGUUUGAUUAUUAGAUUUAAAAAAUAUGUAGACUUUGAUAUUCUAAGAUAAGAAUUAUUUUUGUUUACACAUUUUAUUUAAUUCAAAUAUAGUUGCAUCAGUAAUUUAUGUAUUUAAAAAAAUUUAGAUUGUUAUACAUGUAAUAAAAUAGAAAAUGAUAUUUCAUAAAUUAUUCAAUCUAAUUUUAAAAUGACAUUUCUCAACUAGUUAUCUAAAUUCAAAUAUUUAAAAUUAAAGAGUCUAUAUAUAACAGUGAUUACAAUUUUUGUCUUAAAGAUCAAAACUUAAAUUUUAAAAUAAACACUAUAAAUAAAUCUAAAUAAAAUUAUAUAAAAAUUAAAAUACAUAGAUUUACUUUAAGCUUUAUAAAUUAUAAUUACAUCUACAAUCUAUGUAUUUUAAGUUUUAUAUAAUUUUAUUUAAAUUUGUGUAAAUUUUUAUUUUAAAAGUUAAGUUUUGAUUUUUAAGAAAAAAAAUGAAUCACUAUUAAAUAAAAUUUGUAAAUAAAAAUAAUUUUUUUAUCUUAGAAUAUACAGAUGACAGUCUAUAUAUGUUUUAAAUCUAAUAAGAAAACAAUAGAAUUGUUGUAGCACAAAGGUACAUAAGUGUGCAUGAAAUCUUUGGGCCAAGGUUUGAUUCGCUGCAAGCACAUUUUUUUCAAGAUUUCUUUCAUUAUAAAAUGACGUUGUUUUGUCUAACAUAACAGUUGACUAACGCAGUGUUAGUCAAGGUAAGUUUUAUGUUUCACGUUUAAAACUUUAGUUCUACAAUUUAAAACAACUUUUGGAUGUCAGCUAACUCUAUUGCGGCCCAACCCAAUGAUCCAUUUGUAUCACAAACUUUACAUUUUGAUCAUAAGUUAUAAGCAAAAUAUCAAAUUACUCAGUAAAACUACUUUUGUAAUAUUCGAAUACAAAAUCAAUAAAUGAAUUUUUAAAUAAUAUAUUAACUUAUUAUUUAAAAAAAAACAUAUUAACUUAUUUAUUAAUUAUAUAUAGAUUGGAAGCUUUAAUUUAUUGAAUCUAACAUUUUUAUAAAAUAUUUAUGAAAUAUAAAAUUAUAAAAAUUAAAAUGAUAUAAAACAAUUAAUAUAGUUAUUUGAAAGAUACAUAACUGUAGAGAUUGAAAAAUAUGAACCUUUAAAUAUAAAAUUUUCAACAGUAAGACAUCAAAUAUAAGAUUUCAUUGUUCAAAACCUUAAAAUUUUAAAUUCUGAAGUUGUUUUUAAAAUGUAUAAGACUUUAUAUUUAAAAUUCUAAAGUUACUCCUUAGAGAUGCUCUUAAGAUAGCUUUUGAGUGUGAAAUUAGAUCAUUAUCAAUAUUAUCUUUCUAGCCUUAUAUAAAUAUUAACCGUAUAAAAUCUAGUCCAAGAUAAACAUUUAUUGUAAAAUAAAUUCCUGACUUUGAAUUAAGAAUGAAAGAAAAACGAACGAAUUCUAAGUCAAAUGGUAUAAAAGGAAAAAAGUGAAAUGGAUAUUUUACGAAAUCUAUAUGAACAGAAUGUUUAUAGUAUAUGAAUCCUUUCACUUAUUUUCAUGUAAAAUAAAAUGGAAAUAAUAUUCAAAUUUAUUUAGGGGGUGUUAUUGGUUCUAUGAUUUUAAUGGAUUUGAAAAUCCAAGCAAAAUCUAGUGUUAUUGGUUCUAUGAUUUUAAAAUCUGUAUUCAAAUUCAUUGUUAUUGGUUCUAUGAUUUUAAAAUAGAUUUCAAAAUUAGGUGUUAUUCAAUAGUAAGGAUUUGAUUAAGCAUUUGAUUUGAAUUUGGAUUUGAAUAGAUUUAUAAGUGUUUUAGAGAGUAAAAUACAAAGAAACAAAUAUUGAGUUAUAGCUUGUUAUUUUGAAUGGAUUUGUCUUAUAAAUUUUUUUCUAACAUUUAAAUUCCAAUAUCUCACGUUUCAUCAUGCAACAAAAAUUCCUAAAAGCCAUGGCACUUUCAUCAUGCAAUAUUCUAUUAUUAACACCAACUUUUAUUUUUCAGUAGAAUAUGUCAUCGUUUUUUUUUGGUAGGAGUAUGUCGUUUCUUUUGAACAAAAAGUUAUAUUUCCUAAUUUUUUUUUUAUUUUCUAUUAUUUCUAUAUUGAUUUUCGUUUUCCAUAAUACAUGUGUCAUGAUUUCUAUAUAAUCUUCAUUAUACACACAGAAUUUUAUAAACACACAAACACAUAAAACCUAAAACCAGAAGCAUCAAUGGGAGAAUCACAUCAAGAAACACAAGACCCAUCACAAGAACGAGAAAAAGGUUCAUAUAUUCAAUGGAGUCCUGAAGAAAAUAAAACUUUGAUCAAUUUACUUUUAGAUGCUGUUGCUUCGGGUUUGCGUGACAGUAAUGGCACAUUCAGCAAAUUUACGGUGGAGAGACGAAUUCUAUCUACUCUCAAUCGAAUGCAUGGAUGCAAUAAAACCUAUCAACACUACUCAAACAGAAUGAAGAUCUUGUAAA
Molecule: messenger RNA, 5750 nt
Organism: Brassica rapa (field mustard)
Lineage: Eukaryota; Viridiplantae; Streptophyta; Magnoliopsida; Brassicales; Brassicaceae
Product: amino acid permease 8-like
Source: RefSeq, a predicted model, not a curated record